Messenger RNA from Dermochelys coriacea (leatherback sea turtle), 1679 nucleotides. It is a transcript of the gene FHL2, whose product is annotated as four and a half LIM domains 2. The transcript is spliced from 6 exons. NCBI's taxonomy places the organism in Eukaryota, Metazoa, Chordata, Testudines, Dermochelyidae. Gene Ontology annotation, molecular function: transcription factor binding; transcription coregulator activity. The coding region runs from base 206 to 922 and encodes 238 amino acids. Gene Ontology annotation, cellular component: Z disc; nucleus. The record is from RefSeq and is a predicted model, not a curated record. Gene Ontology annotation, biological process: negative regulation of transcription by RNA polymerase II; negative regulation of calcineurin-NFAT signaling cascade.
UCUCCUGUAGAUGGCUAGUUCUUUGGAGAUAGUGUAUUUAUAGCUCAUCUAGCUAACAAAUGCCUGACUGUCUAAUUACUAAAUACAUAGUUUGGGUAAUCCAAUGCAGCAAUAAGCUGCUGCACUAGUUCCUGUACUCUCAUUCUCAGACUAGACAGCAGAAGCAUCACCAGGUUGCAGCAAGGACAGGAUUCUAGACACCAAAAUGACUGAACGCUUUGACUGUCACUACUGCAAGGAGUCCCUGUUUGGCAAGAAAUACAUCCUGAGAGAGGAGAGCCCCUAUUGUGUGAAGUGUUAUGAGAGCCUUUACUCCAACACUUGUGAGGAAUGCAAAAAACCAAUUGGCUGUGAUUGCAAGGAUCUGUCCUACAAGGACCGGCACUGGCAUGAAACCUGUUUUCACUGCUUCCAAUGCAAGAACUCAUUGGUGGACAAACCUUUUGCUGCAAAAGAGGAGCAUCUACUUUGUACUGAAUGCUAUUCCAAUGAAUACUCUUCCAAAUGCAAUGAGUGCAAGAAGACUAUCAUGCCAGGUACACGCAAGAUGGAGUAUAAGGGCAACAGCUGGCAUGAGACCUGCUUUAUCUGCCAUCGUUGUCAACAACCAAUUGGAACAAAGACCUUCAUCCCCAAAGAUAAUCAAAACUUCUGCGUACCCUGCUAUGAAAAGCAGUUUGCCAUGCAGUGUGUCCAGUGUAAGAAGGCUAUCACUACAGGAGGUGUAACUUACCGGGAGCAGCCCUGGCACAAGGAGUGCUUUGUUUGUACUGGAUGCAAGAAGCAGUUGUCUGGACAGCGCUUUACUUCCCGGGAUGAGUUUGCAUAUUGCCUGAGUUGCUUCUGCAAUCUCUAUGCCAAAAAGUGCGCUGGAUGCACCAACCCCAUCAGUGCAAACUUAACUUCUGUGAGCGUCUAUUGAGAGGGACUCAACACUGCAAAAGGACAUCUCCAGGGAACUUGGGUUCAAUGAUGGUUACCUUCAAUGCAAGGUUUGGACUGGCAGAGUCCUAAAGCAUUUGUUGGCAAGGCAGGUGUGUUAAGCUUGUCAAGCUGAUGUGUCAGGGAGCUGAAACAGCUCAGCAGCAGCAAAGUUCACCCUUCCUGAGGCAGAGUGGUAACAUGGUGGCUCACAAUUCCGGUUGUCCUGAGUAAGAUGUCACAAUAAUUAUUGUGACAGGUGUUCUAAAAUUAAGUUAGGUUUAUGGGAUGAUUUAGUAAAAAAUGGUGUAACAUUUACCAAAAUUACAACUGCAAUAUUGCAAACACUUAUGCACAUACUUAACUUUAAGGAGUAGUCUCAGUGACUUUGAAUACACUUCCACAUCACUAUUUCAAUUAAACAGGUUUAAUUACAUUACAAAAUAAAUCUACACUACCGAAAAGAUUACUUUUAAAUCAGUUUAUUUAAAUAAGAUAAAACUACUUAAAAGACCACUCUUUACAUACAAAAUGUACAUUAACAUGUGAAACUUUUCUGUACUGAAGUAUAAAACCUGCACACAGGUUUUAGUGUUUAGUAAAAGGAAACGAGCACACAAUAUUUAAAAAACACACACCAUUCUUACUAUUUUACAGCAUUCAGAAGUGCCUUUGAUUCCACAAUAAUGAAUGGGAAACUCCCGUCUCAGCCAUAUCUGAUGUAGACCACUGUUCAUAUUAUCAAUACAUAUACAUUU